Molecule: messenger RNA, 1635 nt
Organism: Sparassis crispa
Lineage: Eukaryota; Fungi; Basidiomycota; Agaricomycetes; Polyporales; Sparassidaceae
Exons: 3
Coding region: 1-1635 (544 amino acids)
Biological process (GO): vesicle transport along actin filament; actin filament organization
Cellular component (GO): cytoplasm; vesicle; myosin complex
Molecular function (GO): microfilament motor activity; actin filament binding; ATP binding
Source: RefSeq, a predicted model, not a curated record
AUGACUAGCCGGCCGAACUUCCUGGAUCAGUUUUGCGUCAAUUACGCCAACGAGCGGUUGCAGAACUUCAAGCAGAAGAAACUCUUCGAGCGUCAUGUCAGCGAGUACACAACAGAGGGCAUCUCCUGCUUCGUUCCUCAGGUGCCGUACUUUGACAACUCGGAGUGUCUGCGCCUGCUGCAGCACAAGCCUGGUGGUCUUAUUCAUAUCAUGGAUGACCAGGCGAGGCGCCAGCCGAGGAAGACGGACCACACCGUGGCCGAGUCGUUCGCGAAGCGCGGCCCCGUCACGUACUCGUCACACGAAUUCCUCGAUAGGGAUUUGGAUGCCCUAGAUCCUGAUUUCGUCUCUCUUCUGCGCGGUGCAUCUGCGAGCACAACCGACACUCCUUCAGCUGAUGGCUCAGGUUCCAUCAACCCUUUCGUCCGGGGACUGUACUCCGCGAAGGCCAUUGCUACUCAGGCCCAUCCUCGAAACGAGGAUACCAUCGUCGCAGCGCAGCAACCGGUUAAGCCAAUGCGCGCGCCGUCGAUGCGCAGGAAAAACACGAUUAAGCGGAUGCCGACGUUGAAGGAAUGUGACCUUGACGAAAAGGAAAGGGAGGACGAGGAGCCCCUAGGUACUAUGGGUAGCGGUGGUGCACCGUGCGUUGCGGGCGAGUUCCGCACCGCGCUGGAUACGUUAUUCGAGACCCUCGAGGAAACCCAAUCGUGGUAUGUGUUCUGCAUUAACCCCAACGACUCACAGCUGCCAAACCAGCUGGAAGGUCAGUCGGUCAAGGGCCAAGUCAGGAGCUUGGGACUGGCAGAGAUCGCAUGGAGAUCGGUGAACGUGUUCGAGGUGACUAUGCUACCGGACGAGUUUGUGCGGAGGUACAAGGCCCAGAUAUCUUCGUUGUGCGUGGUCGAAGGUGAUCCUCGAGAAAUGGUCGAGCAGGCGAGAACGGUUCUAGGGCUACAGGUGAUAGACAUCGUCCUUGGUCUUCAUAAGGUGUUCCUGUCGCAAAUCGCGUUCCACUCCCCCGAGGACGAUCCUCGUUCCAGGGAUAUUGAAGAGCUCAAACGCAACAGGUUGCGUGACACUGAGGCUGAGGCCGGCCUCAAUCCACGAAGAUUUGGUGACCCUUAUGCACCGUACGCUACGCCAGGCGCGGAUACAUCAUCCUACGAAGAAGGCGGUUACAAUAACCCGUUCAGCCAAUCAAGUCAGGUUCUCCCUCUGGUUGUCAAUACAUCUCCGUUCCAGCGUGCCGAUAUGUACAAUGAAUACGACGAACGGAAGUCGCUGCGGAGCGAUGACUACGAUGGUCGCAGCGCCUUCACUAGCCAACGCGAUAACGACUCGACGUCCAACUUUGGCACCGGCGCACAGAACGAUAUCUUCCAGAAUGCAUCUACCCUCGGGCCUGGCUCCGGCUCUGGUGCAGUUACCUCCACCCCUGCUGCAGCGCCGACGUCCAUGCCUGCCGCGUCACUCACGUUCACUCCCGUGGCAGCGCCGCCGACCUCAGACAUGCCCGCCCCCUCCCCCUCCCCGUCCUCGUCACCCGCUCCACCCCUCAUUAACUCCCCCGACUCCUUACCCUCAGUGGCGCUGUCGUCCUCAUUGAUCGCUCGAAUGGUUGACACUACCUGA